Molecule: messenger RNA, 501 nt
Organism: Nicotiana attenuata
Lineage: Eukaryota; Viridiplantae; Streptophyta; Magnoliopsida; Solanales; Solanaceae
Exons: 2
Coding region: 1-501 (166 amino acids)
Source: RefSeq, a predicted model, not a curated record
AUGGCCGUGACUACAAGGAGUGAAAAAGGUGGGGAUGCAACCACCUCAAGUCAAAAGAACAUUGUGGAUGAUGAACAAUUGGUACAAGGAGAUGAGAUGCCAAGCAAUGAAGUGCAAGCAAAUGAUGAGGUGAGAAUUGAUAUUGAAGACCAUGUGGAGGAGAAUCAAGAAGAAGUGAAACCGUCUAGGGAGCACAUUGUUGACAUAUCGGAACUGGUAGUGCCAAAGGCUAAGGCACCAAUGCCAAGGCUUCCUCCUCCGUAUCCUCAAAGGCUUGCCAAGCAAAAUGGUGAGAAUCAAUUUAAAAAGAUCAUUGACAUGAUGAAGAGUUUUUCUAUUAAUGUGUCGUUGGUUGAGGCCUUGGAACAAAUGCCGGGAUAUGCAAAUGCCACAAUGAAUAGUGAGGAUAAUUUGGAAGCUGUUAUGCUCAACCUUGAUAAUGAUGAGGAGAAAGAAGGCUAUGUGGAAUGUGUGAAUGCGUUGCAAGGAAUGGGGUUGUAA